Molecule: messenger RNA, 1488 nt
Organism: Dichotomopilus funicola
Lineage: Eukaryota; Fungi; Ascomycota; Sordariomycetes; Sordariales; Chaetomiaceae
Product: hemolysin-III related-domain-containing protein
Exons: 1
Coding region: 1-1488 (495 amino acids)
Biological process (GO): intracellular zinc ion homeostasis
Cellular component (GO): membrane
Molecular function (GO): signaling receptor activity
Source: RefSeq, a predicted model, not a curated record
AUGGAUGUUUCGUCCAACAUGGGCUGCCCGGCCCCAUUCACAUUCGGCAGCUGUGACGAUGCCCCAAAGGGCUCAUCUUCGGGGGCUCAACCCCAUGGCCGCCCCCCAGCACGAAGGCGUCGUCACUCCCACUUUGUGCAAAGGAGAAAAUCCAUUGUCAAUCACCUCAUGGACGGAGAGGAAGGCCUCCUUCUUAAGCUGGAUCUAUUCUUAACCGAACUCGAGAAGCGACUGGAUUAUUGGGAAAAUUAUGGAGAGCUCAGCUUGGACUCGAGUAUAUCAGCCGCCUUCGACACCUUACAGGCUGUCAGGACAAGAUGCUCGCAGGUUUCGGGAGAGGUCAUGGGCGCUGGGCGCAGGAGACUGCAUGUGAUGGUGGAAACCCUCGAGUCCGGCUACCAAGACGCGAUGGCUGCGGCAGAAUCUCUCAACGAAAAGGCGAAGGUCGGCAUUGAGCUGCUCGACCAAAUGCUGCAGGACCUGGAGGACCAAGCUGCCAGAUUCCGGGCGAAGGGCCUCGCGAACACUGCCGAGACCAUCAUGGAUGAAGCGCAUCGCGUUGUGGACGAAGGCAUCGAAAGGGCGCUCCGUGCGGCUGAAUCACUCGAGGACCACGUCCAGCGUGCCAUCUCUCGCGCCAGAGAGCACGGGCUACUCCGCUAUGAGGACCUCCCCGUUCCCUGGAGGAUUAACCCGCACAUCACCAAGGGCUAUCGCUUCUCCGAGACGAAAUUAGCCUGCGUGAGGUCUGCAUUCAGCUUUUCCAACGAGCUCGUCAACAUCUGGUCCCAUACCAUAGGCCUUGUCCUCGUUCUCGCUAUCGCGUUCUAUUUCUACCCCACGAGCGCCAAUUUCUCGCUGAGCUCAAAGGCGGACAUUUUCAUUGCUGCCGUCUUCUUCUUCGCCGCAUGCCAGUGCUUGGUCUGCAGUGUCAUCUGGCACACCAUGAAUUCGGUGGCCGAUGUUUGCCUCAUUUCGAUGUUUGCUUGUGUCGACUACACCGGCAUCUCGUUGCUCAUCGCCGCUUCGAUCAUGACGACCGAGUACACCGCGUUUUACUGCGAGCCCGUCAGCCGCUGGGUUUACAUGGUUACGACGGCAUUGUUGGGCAUCGGCGGUGUCAUCCUUCCUUGGCACCCACGCUUCAAUGGCCAGGAUAUGGCAUGGGCACGAGUCGCCUUCUUUGUUGCACUUGCUGCCACGGGCUUCCUCCCCAUUCUGCAACUUUCGCUGACACGCUCCCCGGCGACUGUCUUUGAGUUUUACACCCCGAUCGGCAAAUCUCUCUUGGUAUAUUUCCUUGGCGCCCUCGUCUAUGCCAGCAAGGUACCGGAAAGAUGGUGCCCCGGCAUGUUCGAUUAUGUUGGGGGCAGCCAUAAUCUUUGGCACAUUGCCGUUCUUGGUGGCAUCCUGUUUCAUUACACGGCCAUGCAGGAAUUCUUCUCCCACGCUUUCCGACUCGCUAGCCAUGGUUGCACGACAUACUAA